Chara braunii is the source of this 3387-nucleotide messenger RNA. NCBI's taxonomy places the organism in Eukaryota, Viridiplantae, Streptophyta, Charophyceae, Charales, Characeae. The record is from the annotation of a GenBank genome assembly.
CGAGUAAAGGAAAGAAAGAAGACCAAGACCAACCAAUGACGGACAAACAGGUGGAGUCGCCUAAGUUACCUCAGUCCCCUAAAAAAAGAGGGGCCAAGAAGUUUCACUUGAAAAGUUCACUGGAUGAGGUAGAUUUGAGGGAGCCGUUAAGGAGGGCUAUGGAUAUGCCCAUUCCUAUUACCUUGAAAGAGUUCAUAGCCAGUUGUGGACCAGCGCGAGAUGAGCUAAUAGGAAUGAUGAAGAAGGCUAAGGUGCCACUAGCGGAGGCUGCGGCUUCAAGCGAGCCGAAGAUAGAAACGAAGACAUCUGUUCUAGCGGCGGAGAAAAGAGGAGUAGAACAUGUAGAAACCGAUGAUGGUGGAGGCGAUUAUUUCUAUGUUCUUGGUAGCGGGAAGUUGAACGCCACCGUCAAUGGGAUAAGGAUGAAAGCUAUAGUAGACGACGGGUUUGAGUCUACCUUCUGUGAGGAUAAAGUGACCCAAAAGUUGGGUCUAGAGGUGGACAAGAGUAUAGCCAUGACCAUGGUAUCAGCCAACAAGCUAAAGCAGCCAGCCCUAGGGGUGUGUCAUAAAGCCAAGGUCGUAGUCGCUGGGGUCGAGGCCACUGUACUUGUAUUCACAGUUGAACACUGCUCGUCGGAGCUAAUCCUUGGACGAACAUGGCUGACACAUGUCAAUGCCACUACCGAGAAUAAGCGUGAUGGGAGCCAGACGGUGACCAUAGACGGACCCGAAGGAAGCAGAGUCACCCUAAAAACUGUGAAUGAAUUUGACAAACGUCAUAAGGUUUCCCUACAGAAAAAGGGACAGUUAAAAACGAGAAGUUGUCAGAUGAUCCCCGAGGAAGUCACUCUUGGACCGCAUAAAGUGAAAGGGGCGAAGAUUGAAAUAGAGGACCUGGAGGGCAAGUACGUGAUCGAUGGGAUGGCUUAUGAGAAGGAGGUUGGCGACGACGAGUUUGGUGGAUAUGCUAAACCCGCAAGGAUCUAUACGGUGCCGCACGUGUCGUGGAAUGAUGCCGGGUGGAAGUUCGCGCAAAAGAAGAAGGAGAUGAUAGUGGAUUUCUUAAAGGAGAAGAUAAGAACGUUCGUAGCAGAACCAUGUGAGAGCGCGUACGUCAACAAAUGGUUUUUCAUUUGGAAGUCGAAUGGGAGGCUCCGAUGGAUACAAGACCUCCAGAAAACGAAUAAGGUUACAGUUAGGGACGUUGGAUCUAUUCCAAACGCAGAUCUUCUCUCUGAGGGAGCUGCCGGACGCUCGAUUUACUCGGUCUGCGACCUUUUCUCAGGCUACGACGAGAUCCCGCUUGAUUACCGAAACCGGCACCUAACUGCAAUGCAUACGCCGUUGGGGCUAAUACAGAUGAUGGUCGUGCCUAUGGGAUGGACUAAUGGCGUGGCGGUCUUUCAAAGAGCGAUGGUGGCUGUCCUAGGAGAACUCAUACCGAAUCUAGUAGAGGUUUUCCUGGAUGACUUCCCAAUCAAGGGACCCUAUGAGAAGGACGAGACUGAGGUGAGGCCUGGAGUAAGGUGGUUCGUCGCUACCCACGCUGAAGAUAUUAAGAAGAUGCUGGUGAAGUUGGAGGAUGCAAAUCUAACCAUAAGUGGAACUAAGAGUAGGUGGGCAAUGUCUUCAAUAAAGAUAGUAGGUUACAUCUGUGACAAGGAAGGUAGGAGACCGGACCCCGCGAAGUUAGAAAAGCUUAUGAACUGGCCUACUCCGUUACGGCAUAUUACCGAUAUACGUCAGUUUUCGGGGGUAGUUGGAUUCUGGAAGAACUUUAUAAAGGGCUAUGCUGGAAAAGCCAAGCCGCUAAGAAGGCUCUUGCGCAAAGGAGUGGAAUGGAGUUGGACGAGUGAGCAAGAGGAUACUUCGAGAGCCCUAAAGGAUGAAUUUAAAGAAGGGGGACAAGUUCUCGGUGUUCCUUACUUUGAGGACGAGGAGAAGCGACCGUUUGUAGUAUGCACGGAUGCGGGGCCUGCCUUUGUUGGGGGGGUCUUAGCUCAGAAAGACCAGGAGGGCCGUGAGAGACCUCUUAGAUUCGAGAGUAAGACCUUAAACACCACUGACAGGAACUACUCACAGUUUAAGAAAGAAGUCCUAGGAGUCCUACACUGCCUGAAUGUCUUUCGUCAUUACAUUUACGGUCGAAGGUUUGUACUGCGGGUUGACCCAACGGCGGUGGCGACCGUCCUACAAAAAGAUUUUUCGUUGACGGAUCCCACAAUUACUAGAUGGCUCAUGCAUAUAAGAAUGUUCGACUAUAUGGUGGAACGGAUAUCGGGGGCUAAGAACUCAGUUGCGGAUGGCUUAUCGCGAAUUGCGUUAGAAGAAGGGAACCUAGGAUCACCCGGAGGAGUUGACAAGUUUUUACAGAUGGAGAUAGACUCUCUAAGAGUAGAAGCAAGUACGGCCAGGACUCCCUUGUUCCUCGAGAACCUCUAUACGGGGAAAUACCAACGGAUAGAUCGGUAUCUCAUAGGUGAGGCCGAGUUGGAUGACAAGGUUAGGAAGGAGGCUCAACAGUAUUGUUUAAGGGCGGGUCACCUCUUUAAGAGGCCACCUAAGAACGGGAUGCCUAUGAGGGUCGUCUGUGACAGGGAUGAGCAACGAGACAUAAUAGCGGAACUUCACGACGGCGUCGUUGAGGGACACAGAGGAGUGAAAGGAACCUUUGAGAAGGUCAGGAACCUUUAUUGGUGGGAUGGUCUAUAUAGGGAUGUGGAAGUGUAUUGUCUCACAUGCGUGGAGUGUCAGAAGAGGGUUGUGAUUAAGUAUAAGGAACCACUAUUUCCUUCGUAUCCUACAGCCGUAGGUCAAAAAGUUCACGUGGAUUUAGUUAACAUGCCCAAAGGAGAAGGGGGAAUGAAUUAUAUCAUUGACAUUAGGGACGACUUGACCGGGUUUGUAGAGGCAUGGCCAUUGAAGCAGAAAACAGGCAAGGCUGUUAGUGGAUAUCUAACGGAGUAUAUCACUUGGUAUGGUUGUGUGGGGAAGAUUGUUAUGGAUAGAGGGUCAGAAUUUAUGGCCAAAGAAGUCCAGGAACUGCUCCAGAUGGCGGGGAUACGGGUGUCGCUAUCUACGGCGUACCAUCCCCAAACUAACGCUCCCGUAGAGAGAGGACAUCAGUCUCUAGUGAAUGCGCUCGCCAAAUGGUGCGAAGGUAGGGAGAAGAAGUGACCUAGGUAUCUAAGAUUCGUUGUCUGGGCGGAUAACAUUACCGUUCGAUCAACCACUGGAUAUCCCCCCUACACUUUGUGGCUUGGCAGACACUGCCCCUUACCAAUAGAAUUCCAUAUCGAUUCUUGGCAGACGAUUUGACUGGGAGGAAGUCUCGACUAGAGAACAGUUGUUGGCCGCUCGAGUCAAACAAAUAGCCGAGACUCUU